CAGUUAUAGUUCACAGGACGUAUGUGGACACCGCGCUUUGAACACAAAUACACAAUCGUACGCAAAAUUGAUGGAAACCUCACCACAAUAGGUCGUUGCAACAUCCUGCAGUUCUAAUAGUUCAUAUAACACUUAUGCAAAAGCCGCACGCAAAGUCGUAAUGCAUACUUUAUUAAUCAUACUGUUUACUGCUAAAAUAGCAUUAGCUCAAAUAAGUGGUGAAUUCUGGUGGUUAAAUGAUAGAGUGUCCAAAUUAAAAGGAAAGGAAGCUCCAUUACCCCAAUUUGAAGAUGUAAGUGAAUUCGACACUGAUGAAUCAGAUAAAAUUGUGUUCAGAGAUAAUUUUAACGACAGUUGGAAACCAGCAAUAGAGACGGUUAACUAUAAAAAUGAAACUAAAAAUGAAAAGUGGAAAAUAGACAGCAAUUUUCAACAUGAAAAUAAAAUAUUUUGGCCAAGUGAUGACAAGCUCAUUAAAAAUCUUAAGCUUAACAAAACAGAUCUCACAGUAGAGAUGGUUAAAUAUAAAAAUGAAACUAAAAACGAAAAGUGGAAAAUUGACGGCAAUUUUCAACAUGAAAACAAAAUAUUUUGGCCAAGUGAUAACAAGCUAAUAAAAAAUCUUAAGCUUAACAAAACAGAUCUCACAGUAAACAUGGUUAAAUAUAAAAAUGAAAGUAAAAACGAAAAGUGGAAAAUUGACAACAAUUUUCAAUAUGCAAAUAAAAUAUUUUGGCCAACUGAUGACAAACACAAUAAAAGACUUAAGGUUAAUAAAACAGAUCUUACAGUCAGUAAUGAAUCAAAAAUUAAAAGUGACGAUGACGAAUUUAAUUUUCAAUUCCCUGAAGAUGAUUCUACAUGGAAAAAUAUAAUAGAUGAAAAGAAAACAUCACUAGUUUUCAAACCAAAUAAGACACCUACUCUGAACAUAUUUCAAGACUAUAUAGAUAUUAAUACAUUUAAAAACAAAGUGCCUUACUCUGAAAACAUCUGUACUUAUAUGAAGAAAAAUGAAUGUUACCAAAGAAACGGUUUCGUUUAUAAACAAAAUAAAGAUCAAAAUUUUAGAACUGCAAACGAAUUGCAAUAUAUCUGUUGUAUAUUACCUUUAAACGAAGAUUCAUCAAAAAUUACCUUUCCCGACUCUUCAUUAAAACUUCAUAAACAGAACAAAAGAUCUGCAAACAAUUAUGUGAACACAGCAUUAGGCCAAAGAAACUUUUUAUUGCAGCGUAAAUAUACAAUACUGUCUAGUAAUAUCAAGAAAAACGAACAAAAAACCAAAAUCACUGAUGAAGAUUAUGAAGAUCCGUAUUGGAACAUAAAGAAUAUACGUCCAAAAAUACCAAAUACAUCAAUUAAACCGGUAAAUUUAAAUAAGGAUUGUCACAUCGAGGAUUACGUGGAAGACUAUAUUGUGGAAUUACCAAAACCUGGGCUUUUUGGUAUAUAUUCGGACCAUAGACGACCUUCAGGGUGGACAGAUCAAAAUAAAAGACCAUCUUAUGGUGAAACUGUCGACGAAUAUGAGUAUGAUGAUGAACCGGGAGGUUAUUCUAGUACUAUAGAUCCGAGACGCGGUAGUACCUCAAAAUUGCCCAAUCGUGGAAGACCAUUAAAAAUGUCAACACCUAAUGAACCCGAAUACAGACCUGAAAGCCAGACAGUCAGUUACACCUCUAAUCCUGAUUUUCAAGUAUUACAAGGAUUCAAGCUUCUUAAUUUAGCCAGAAAUAAAAACAAAUUCUACUUAAAUAAUCCGAGAAAAAGUACGACUGAGAGCUUUGUCGAAAAAAUUAGCGGAGAAUCGUUAAUUAUAGACUCCAACGCGGAUAAUGGUAAUCCAGAUUUUAUAGAGCGGCAGAAAUUCAAGAAUUGUGGAAAGGUGUUAAUUAGUCCAAAGGACUUAAAUGAAAAGCAGAUCGGAAAUGCAGAGAAUGGCUCGCAUCCUUGGCUUGCUUUUGUGGUACGUUCAAAGCAACGACAGGGCAUUUUAUGUUACGCCACUAUUAUUCAUCCCCGAGCUGCCAUUACCACCGCGGAUUGUGUAUAUGGGUACAUAUUUUACCAAACUAGAAUUAAUCCUGGCGAUAUUACAGUAGUUACCGGUGUAUGGGAUUUAAAAGACAGAUCGCAGUCACAAAGCCGCACAACUGCAUCAAUUAUACACCCACAGUACAAAGUUAAUGAUUUAAACCACAAUAUGGCAAUUAUUCAUUGGAACCGACCACUGAGAUUAGGUGUCAAUGUGCAACCUGCUUGUCUCGGAGACGUGAGCACUGGUGAAGAUUGCAAGCUAUAUGGAUGGGGUGGAUAUGAUCAAGCAAUUCAUUCCCGUUCACGAUGGCAAAGGGCCUCGAUCUUGACGACGCAGGAAUGCCGUGCUCGCCUCUCGUCUUUAUCUGAUAAACGACGAGUGAACCUUUCAAAUGAAGUUUUUUGUGCUUCUGUGCAAGCUCGAGGCACUGUGACAGGAAUUGGCGGUCCAUUGAUAUGCAGUGUGGAAGACCGCUAUACACUAGUCGGCGUGGCAGCAUGGCGUGACACGAUCCUUGUAAUGCUACCUGCAUACGAAUGGGCAAUACCAACUUUAGAAACCCUAUAUGAUUAAAACUUACUAGUUUUUAGUUUUAUAAUAAAUACAUAUGAUAUUCAUAUAUAGAUUUUAUAUUAUAAAAGUAAGUUACGCAAUUUACACUAAUAGAUCUUUAUUAGAAACUUAACAAUUUAUUGUUAUACUGAUUUUAUUCAAAUAUGAAGUACAGACUCUACGAGUGAUUAAUUAUUACGAAAUUGAAAGAAAUUUAAAACAGGCGAGAUUUAAAUCCACACCUUAUAUAUAUAGAACACCACUGGCUCGCCAUGGUAUAUAUACCAUGGCGAGUCAGUGGUGUGCUUCUGAUUCACCAGCAGCCCAACUUGGCCUACUGAAUUUCCAUGUGGUCCUGAUCAAUAUCAAUGAAAUGAUCUUAAACGUUAUCAGAAUAACUCAGGCGAACUUAUCCUUUGAUGAGAUAUCUUCCAAUCUACCUUUAGAAUCCGAAAGGAGAAAGUAUAUAUAGUUUGUACAUAAAUCAUAACAUAUAUGGUGUAAAAAUAAUAUGAUAAAUAAUAAAUGUUUAAUAAAAGUCAAGUUUCAUUUUGUAA
Molecule: messenger RNA, 3150 nt
Organism: Galleria mellonella (greater wax moth)
Lineage: Eukaryota; Metazoa; Arthropoda; Insecta; Lepidoptera; Pyralidae
Exons: 8
Coding region: 161-2614 (817 amino acids)
Biological process (GO): proteolysis
Molecular function (GO): serine-type endopeptidase activity
Source: RefSeq, a predicted model, not a curated record